Molecule: messenger RNA, 1269 nt
Organism: Gastrolobium bilobum
Lineage: Eukaryota; Viridiplantae; Streptophyta; Magnoliopsida; Fabales; Fabaceae
Product: zinc finger BED domain-containing protein RICESLEEPER 2-like
Exons: 5
Coding region: 1-1269 (422 amino acids)
Molecular function (GO): DNA binding
Source: RefSeq, a predicted model, not a curated record
AUGGCAAGAUGCAAUGCUUGUAAGCAAGAGUACAAAGUGGGUGGAAAGCAGUAUGGUACGUCAAGUUUAAACCGUCACUUACCUAAGUGCAAACAAAUAAAAUUUGAAGAUGUUGGUCAAGUCAUGAUAGAUAUGCAAGGCAAACUAAAGUCUAUGAAAAUAGAUCAAAGGAUAUCACGUGAGAUGUUUUCUGAAGCGAUUAUUGAACACGGUAUGCCCUUUAAGUUUGCUGAGUAUAAGAAGUUUAGGCGUUGGCAUUCUUACCUCUGUCCUGAUUUGAUUCACAUUUCUAGAAAUACUCUUAAAAAAGAAGUCUUCAGUUCUUACUUGAAAGAGAAAGAAAAGCUUAAAAACACAUUGGCUACCAUCCGUAAUAGGAUAUGCUUAACUUCGGACUUGUGGACAGCCGUUAACGGUAAUGGUUACAUAUGUUUAACUGCACAUUAUGUUGAUACAAAGUGGAAGCUAAACAACAAAAUUCUCAACUUCUGUCACGUGCCUCCUCCUCACACUGGAUUUGAGUUGUCACAACAAAUACUUGAUAUGCUGAAGGACUGGGAAAUAGAGAAGAAGAUUUUUAGCAUUACUUUGGAUAAUGCAUCUGCCAAUGAUACUAUGGAAGGAUUGAAAGUUUCUAGUGAUGCUUUGAAUAGAAUCAGAGAGAGUGUCAGAUAUGUAAGGAGUUCAGAAGGUAGAAUGAAAAAGUUUAAAGAAUGCAUGGAACAAGUUGGGGAUGAUAAUGCUUUAAAUGGGAUGUGUGUAGAUUGCCCUACCAGAUGGAAUUUCACUUAUUUGAUGCUUGACGGUGCUGUCAAAUAUCAACGUGUGUUUGCAAUUCUCCAGUUGAAUGAUAGAAAUUUUAAAGAUUGUCCUUUAGCAGAUGAUUGGAAAAAAGGAGAGAAUCUUUUUUGGAAAAUUCAGCGUGUUCUAAUUCGUAUGAGAAAUGAUAAAGAUGAAGUUGUAAAGAGCAUGGCUGAAAGGAUGAUGGUGAAGUUUGAGAAAUAUUGGAAUGAGUAUAGUGUUGUGCUUGCACUAGGAGCAAUUGAUGCUAGUACAUCUAAUGAAAAAGUAGAAAAGAUAAGGAUAAAGUUGUAUGAGCUCUUUGACAAUUAUGCAAGAACUUCUUCUUCCAAUGUCAAUGUUCAAGGUGAUGUCAGCUCAAGAUCUUCAAGUCAAGGGUCAAAGGAUAAGAAGGGGUGGUCUGAUGAUUUCAUUGAUGAAUUGAAAAUGCACAACCAUGACCUUGCAAUUAAUGCUGGAAGGUCUUAA